AUGUGGAGGCUACUGCAAUCGUGCUGUUGCUGCUGGUGGAUUUUCUUGAUCGUUAUGCCAGCCUGCGUGCUCCUCUGGGCCGAUUGCCAUCCCGCACUGACAGGAAGCCAAGCCGAGUCCCAAACCCCUGCCCUCAGCCUUCGCAAAGCCACAGCCGAUGGGACGCGACUCCGGAGAGCUGCCACAGAGGAGACCUACUGGGCCUACUCAGGUCUAUAUGGACCAGAUGAGGGCUGGGCUUCUGCCUACCCGGAAUGCAGAGAGAGAAACCAGUCGCCAAUCAAUAUUGUGGACCACGCUACUAAAGUAUCCACAGAGUAUCAGGAACUGACACUGGAGGGCUUUGAGUCUGAAUCCUCUAAUAAGACAUCAAUGAAGAACACAGGAAAAACAGUGGCAAUUAUGCUGAAGGAUGAAUACUUUGUUCGGGGAGCAGGCCUACCGGGGAGAUUUAAGGCAGAAAAAGUGGAGUUUCAUUGGGGUCCCAGCAACGGAUCUGAUGGCUCUGAACACAGCAUCAACAGCCGACGAUAUCCUGUGGAGAUGCAGAUCUACAUGUACAACUCGGAUGACUUCGACAGCCUCAGUGCAUCGCUCAGGGAGAAGAGGAUCAUCGCAGCCAUGGCUGUGUUUUUUCAGGUUGGAGGGAAAGACAAUCCUGCUGUCGACCCCAUAAUCCAUGGCCUGAAGGGCGUGGUCCAUCAUGAGAAAGAGACGUUCCUGGAGCCGUUUGUGCUGAAGGACCUGCUGCCGUCCGCACUGGGAAGUUACUAUCGCUACACCGGCUCUUUGACCACUCCGCCCUGCAGUAAGGUGGUGGAGUGGAUCAUUUUCAGCAGACCUAUUUACGUCUCAUACAAACAGUUGGAAGCUUUCUACUCAAUCUUCACCACGGAGCAGCAGGACCACGUUAAGUCAGUGGAGUAUCUGCGCAGUAACUUCAGGCCCAUCCAGAGCUUGGAUAAUCGCCACGUCUUCAAGUCAGCAGUCAAAGAUGCCUGGCUACCCGACCUGACUGACAGCGCCAGUGGACCAUACGGCACAGAGGCUUCAAAAGUGUGCAGCAGCGCUCCCAUCAACAUGAAGGUGCAGCAUGUGAACAGCAGCGCUCUUGUGGUCCGCUGGGCGCGCCCAGAGAUCACCUACCACCCGCCCAUCCUCCACUUCCUGGUGUCCUACAGCUGGACCACCCACGACGACAGCUACGAGGAGACGCACCUCACAGACCCUAAGCACAAACUGGAGGCUGUAAUUUCUCCUGUCUCCCCGGAUGUACUGUACCUGUUUCGAGUCCAAGCCGUUUGCAUGAAUGACAUGCGCAGUGACUUCAGCCAGAGCAUGCUUUUCAGAGCAAACACCACAAGGAUCUUUGAAGGAACAAGGAUUGUGAAAACCGGGAUGCCGACGGUCUCUCCAGCCUCCUCAGCCGACAUGGCACCCAUUUCCUCUGGCUCAUCCACCUGGACCUCCUCAGGCAUCCCCUUCUCUUUUGUCUCCAUGGCGACAGGCAUCGGUCCCUCCUCCAGCGGUAGUCAGGCCACAGUAGCGUCCGUGGUGACCAGCACUUUACUGGCCGGGCUGGGUUUCAGUGGUGGUGUCAUCUCUUCCUUCCCCAGCUCUGUUUGGCCAAGCAGAGCACUGAGGCAUAAUCCCACCUCCAAUCGCCAAACCGCCGAACCCACUGAGCCCGGCAAGGAUACCGCCACCUCUGCCUCCGCUGUCACAUCGUCUGCUGCCAACGAUUGCGGUGAGACUAGUGGUGAGGACAGGGAGAACAGCAAGGGUCAAGAAGAGGAUGGAGAGAUGGAAGGAGAGGACAAGGAUGAAGAGGAUGAGGAAGAAGAGAAAGACGAGAAGAAGACGAAAAAGAAGAAGAAGGGAUCAAGACUAGAAGGCAAAGCAGGGAGGAAGGCCAGUCAUAUAGUGGUGAAUGAGCCACUGGGCAAGACAUCGGAGUCCACCGCAAAGGAGAAAAAACAGACUGAACCAGAUCCAACUAAAAUGACACCUUGUGUAGAAAGACAACCAGAGGCUUGUUCACACAGUCCACGUAACUCUGACGCCACUACCAUUGCAGAGGCAGCCAAUGAAACAGCAGCACUCACUACCCCCAAGGAGCCGGCACGAACAUUGAGACCCAGAGCAGGGAGAGGAAAGAAGCACUGGUCUUUCUCCAUCCACACUGAUCGUCCCAGAGUUGCGACCAAUCUGACUGGCCAUGUAAAUCCAGGUCCUGGGGUAGCUCUGGGCCGUGUGGAGUGGCUGGCACCUUUGUUGAUGGUCUCAGCUCUAACCUUCCUCUGCCUUGUCCUCCUGCUGGCUGUGCUUGUCUACUGGAGGCGCUGUUUCCAGACAGCCCAUUUCUAUGUGGAGGACAACGAUUCACCCCGAGUGGUGCCCAAUGAGACGAUCCCUGUCAUCCCCAUCCCAGAUGACAUGGAAGCCAUUCCAGUCAGGCAGUUCAUAAAACACAUCUCUGAACUCUACUCAAAUAACCAACAUGGAUUCUCAGAGGAUUUUGAGGCUGUUCAACGGUGCACUGCUGAUAUGAAGAUCACAUCGGAGCACUCCAACCACCCUGACAACAAGCACAAAAACAGAUACAUCAACAUAGUGGCCUAUGACCACAGCAGGGUGAGGCUGAGGCUGCUGGCUGGGAGGGACUCCAAACACACAGACUACAUCAAUGCCAACUAUGUAGACGGUUAUAAUAAGCCUAAAGCCUAUAUUGCCGCCCAGGGACCUCUCAAGUCCACUUAUGAGGACUUCUGGAGGAUGGUAUGGGAACAGAAUACGGGUGUCAUCGUCAUGAUCACCAACUUAGUUGAAAAAGGAAGGAGAAAAUGUGACCAGUACUGGCCAACAGAAAACAGUGAAGAGUACGGCAACAUGGUAGUUACACUGAAAAGCACCAAGGUUCAUGCCUGCCACACUGUUCGCUGUUUCACACUGCGCAACACUCGAGUCAAAAAGGGUGGGAAGGGGAGCUCCAAGGCAGGGACCCAGAAUGAACGCACAGUGCUCCAGUAUCAUUACACCCAGUGGCCAGACAUGGGUGUCCCAGAGUACACCCUGCCUGUCCUCACGUUUGUCCGAAGGUCCUCAGGGGCUCAGAGGCCUGAUAUGGGGCCCAUGCUUGUUCACUGCAGUGCCGGAGUGGGUCGGACGGGGACGUACAUCGUCAUCGACAGCAUGCUGCAGCAGCUCAAAGGAAAGAGCACAGUAAAUGUACUUGGCUUCCUAAAACACAUACGCUGCCAGCGCAACUACCUAGUCCAGACAGAGGAGCAGUACAUCUUCAUCCAUAAUGCCUUGAUGGAAGCUAUUUUGGGGAAGGAGACAGAAAUGGCAGCUAGCCAGCUUCACAUCUACUUCACCAGCAUCACAACACCAGGACACACUGGCCGGAUACGUCUGGAUAAACAGUUCAAGCUGGUAACGCAGUGUAAUUCCAGAUUCAUGGACUGCUCCAAUGCUCAGAAAGACUACAACAAAGAGAAAAAUCGAAAUUCCUCUGUGGUGCCAUCGGAGCAAGCCAGAGUCGGCCUAGCACCUUUGCCUGGCAUCAAGGGCACCGACUACAUUAACGCAUCAUAUAUCAUGGGAUACUACCGUAGUAAUGAAUUCAUAAUUACCCAGCAUCCUCUGCCCCACACCAUAAAAGACUUUUGGAGAAUGAUCUGGGACCACAAUGCACAAAUUAUUGUUAUGCUCCCCGCCAACCACGGACUGGCGGAAGAUGAGUUUGUGUACUGGCCCAGUCGGGAGGAGGCGAUGAACUGUGAGGCGUUUACUGUCACUCUCAUCAGCAAAGAUCGACUCUGUCUGUCCAACGAGGAGCAGAUUAUCAUCCAUGACUUCAUCCUUGAAGCUACACAGGAUGAUUAUGCUUUAGAGGUUCGCCACUUUCAAUGCCCCAAGUGGCCGAACCCUGAUGCACCCAUCAGCAGCACCUUUGAGCUCAUCAACAUCAUUAAAGAGGAGGCAGCCACCCGGGAUGGACCAACCAUCGUCCACGAUGAGUUGGGAGCGGUGUCAGCUGGCAUGUUGUGUGCCCUCACCACCCUGUCUCAGCAGCUGGAGAGUGAGGGCGCCGUCGAUAUCUACCAGGUGGCCAAGAUGAUCAACCUCAUGAGGCCAGGAGUCUUCACAGACAUUGACCACUACCAGUACCUAUACAAAGCUCUGCUCAGCCUCAUCAGCACCACAGAGAACAGUUUGGGUCCUCUGGCCAGGGACGUUAACGGGACCAUGGCGUCCAUGUCCGACCAGUCCGACCAGGCAGAGAGCAUGGAGUCGUUGGUGUGAGGGAGGUCCCUCAGAGGCCCGGAGCUGAGCGUGUCCUGUGUGUCCCAACACCCUGCGAGGUCCCGGAACCUACAAAGCUGGCACUUAACUUUGUAAAACGUCAAAGAACUAUUGAGGACAAGACUUUUUGAGGCCUUUUUUGCCAGACUCUUGGUUAAAACAAAUAACCUGAUUACUUUUUUACACUGAUAAAAAGUUUUUGAUAUUUAUUUUUUUCGCCAUUUUAUGUCUUAAUGUUCUCCUACUGAAGGGUUUGCACCUGCGUUUUGAGUUUCACAGCGGCGUUGGUAGGCAACGAGAAACGCCUUUCUGUCUUUUCUUGUUUGCACUAUAUAAUGUCAGUGUUACUGCCUAUACUAAAGCUGACUCACUUGGCUUUUCCUCACUUAAGCUCAGAUUUUUUUUCUUUUUCUUUUGACAUUCCAUAACAUUUGCCCUUAUUCAACCAACUGCUUCUGUGAAGGACCUUGUUCUGCCUGCCACCUACCAGUUCAUUUAAAGCAGCGGAUGGAGGAAGUUACAAACUCUCAGCCUCAGUGACAAAAUGCUGGUCAGCUUCAGCUCAGUACAACCUCCUCCUCCCUGCUCAUCUCUAAUAUCAUAUUACCACUCAUUUAUCACAAGAACCAAGAUCUGGAAGGCUUGUCACAGACAAUUAGUGCUUGUUUUCCGAAAGUAAUUUCCCUCCCAAUUUUUAUUUUGUUGCUGUUAGCAAGUCACAUUCAGUUAAGAGUACCUGAGGUGGUAUAACAAUUGCUACUGUGAACUUUUAUUAUUUCUUUGUAUAAUUCAUAAUAUGCUUUUUAAUAUAUGGGAAUACUGUAUGUAUACAUAUAUAAAUAUAUCCUCAUAAUAA
Molecule: messenger RNA, 5164 nt
Organism: Limanda limanda (common dab)
Lineage: Eukaryota; Metazoa; Chordata; Actinopteri; Pleuronectiformes; Pleuronectidae
Gene: ptprga
Product: protein tyrosine phosphatase receptor type Ga
Exons: 29
Coding region: 1-4308 (1435 amino acids)
Biological process (GO): protein dephosphorylation
Molecular function (GO): protein tyrosine phosphatase activity; protein binding
Source: RefSeq, a predicted model, not a curated record